Messenger RNA from Alosa alosa (allis shad), 1470 nucleotides. Its product is annotated as serine/threonine-protein phosphatase 2A regulatory subunit B'' subunit beta-like. Gene Ontology annotation, molecular function: protein phosphatase regulator activity; calcium ion binding. The transcript is spliced from 11 exons. Gene Ontology annotation, biological process: protein dephosphorylation. Gene Ontology annotation, cellular component: protein phosphatase type 2A complex. The coding region runs from base 1 to 1173 and encodes 390 amino acids. The record is from RefSeq and is a predicted model, not a curated record. NCBI's taxonomy places the organism in Eukaryota, Metazoa, Chordata, Actinopteri, Clupeiformes, Clupeidae.
AUGAAGGAGUUGUCUCUACGGCAGGACCCGGACCUGAGGAAGGAGCUGGCCCUGCUGGCCCGCGGCUGCGACUUUGUGCUGCCAUCACGCUUCAAGAAGAGGCUCCGUGCCUUCCAGCAGGGACAGGCAGACACACACACACACACACACACACACACACAGGAUGUGGUGAACUCACACACUGGCCUUGCCUUUUUGAAGGAGGCGGCGGACUUCCACUCGCGCUACAUCACCACGGUAGUCCAGAGAAUAUUCUAUAACGUCAACAGGUCAUGGACAGGCAAGAUCACCUGCCCAGAGCUCUGCAAGAGCAGCUUUCUCCAGAACGUGGCUUUGCUGGAGGAGGAGGAGGAUGUGAACCAGCUGACUGAGUACUUCUCCUAUGAGCAUUUCUACGUCAUCUACUGCAAGUUCUGGGAACUAGACACAGACCAUGAUCUCUUCAUCGACCAGAAAGACCUGGCGCGGCACAAUGACCAUGCCAUUUCCAACCGCAUGAUGGAGAGGAUAUUCUCUGGAGCAGUCACGAGGGACCGGAGAGUCCACAAGGAGGGCCGGCUGACCUAUGCUGACUUUGUGUGGUUCAUCAUCUCCGAAGAGGACAAGAGGACCGAGACCAGCAUAGAGUACUGGUUCCGCUGUAUGGACCUGGAUGGGGACGGAGUGCUGUCCAUGUACGAGCUGCAGUACUUCUAUGAGGAGCAGUGCCAGAAGCUGGAGACCAUGGCCAUCGAGCCCCUGCCCUUCCAGGACUGCCUCUGCCAGAUGUUGGACCUCGUCAGACCGGAAGUCGAAGGGAAAAUAACCCUUCGUGACUUGAAAAGGUGCAAGAUGUCCCAUAUAUUCUUCGACACCUUCUUCAACAUCGACAAGUACCUGGACCACGAACAGAGGGAUCCUUUCUCAGUAGUGAGGGAUGGAGAGACCGAGGGCCAAGAUAUCUCCGACUGGGAGAGAUACGCUGCGGAGGAGUACGACAUCCUGGUGGCGGAGGAGACUGCUAACGAGCAGUACCACGACGGUGGAGUGUUCUACACGUACGAGGACGUUCUGGAACCCAUGGAGCAGCACGGGUCUGGUCUGCAGGGGGAGAAGCGGCACUUCUUUAACAUCCCCAACCCCCACUGCAACCUGGACCUGGAGGAGUACGAGUACGAGGACAACUUUGAGUGAGCUGCGCGCCAUCAACCAACCCCCCACCCGCCACUGUCACCGCAGGGUGGAGGUAGCGUCCUCCAUCAGAGAAACCAGGGGCAACCAGUCCAAGCCAAAGGGAAACAAACAAACCAACACACAAACAAACAGACGAACACCCAUGCAGCAGGGCGAGGAUGAGUCAACCACACUUCCUGAAACUAUGUUAAGCAGGAGGUUGACAGACCAAGGGGGGACAAAGAGGAGCCUGAAAUGCAUAAGGAUGAACUUCACAGGGUGGGACACUCACCAGCAUCACACACACACACACACACA